This is a messenger RNA of Lasiosphaeria miniovina, 1727 nucleotides long. RefSeq names its product dtdp-glucose-dehydratase. The coding region runs from base 377 to 1687 and encodes 436 amino acids. The transcript is spliced from 4 exons. Gene Ontology annotation, biological process: nucleotide-sugar metabolic process. Lineage: Eukaryota; Fungi; Ascomycota; Sordariomycetes; Sordariales; Lasiosphaeriaceae. The record is from RefSeq and is a predicted model, not a curated record. Gene Ontology annotation, molecular function: dTDP-glucose 4,6-dehydratase activity.
AAAUGGCGUUGGAGGGAUAUCAACACAUAUAAUCACCACCUGUCCUUCACCCGACGAUUAUCUUUGACCAGCCAUCGCCCUGCCGUCCCUGCGAGGAAUUCUGUCUAAUGACACCGCACCUUCCCCAAUAACAGCGGAGCCGAUGCCCGUUUUGCCUGGGACCGAAGUCGGGCUUCCAGUCGAUAUCUCUCCCCCUUUUGUUUCUUUGUCGUUCGUUCCUCAGUGAGGCGUGCCUUACGUAAAGCAUACCUAUUUAUUUGACGAGCUGCUAUUCCUAUGCUCUGGGUGAAAACGCCAAAUCCGCUUUGGGCGCAGCACACGGAGCAGACCUGGGCUGUCUUCCUCAUCGAAAAACAGAACGCGCAUACCAUGCAAAAUGGCCAUCACAACUACCCAAUCGAUAAAUGGCUCUCCUACUGCGGCCUCGAGUUCGGUUUUGGGCGGGACGUCCAGUAGGGCCUUAAAGGGCGGUUUUGCCAACGGUCGUGCCCAGGGUUUUUUUGAGGAGUACGGGAUCUGGAAAGAGGCGCCGGUGCUCAUCGGCACUACCAAAUUCACACCGUUGCCUGAUGUGAAGAACAUCAUGAUCACGGGCGGCGCCGGCUUCAUCGCAUGCUGGCUCGUCCGGCAUCUGACCCUCACGUAUCCGCAUGCCUACAACAUUGUCUCGUUCGACAAGCUCGACUACUGCUCUUCACUCAACAACACCCGAGUGCUGAACGAACGACGAAAUUUUACCUUUUACCAGGGUGACAUCACGCACCCAACCGAAGUUGUUGACUGCCUUGAGCGCCACAACAUCGACACCAUUUUCCACUUUGCCGCCCAGUCCCAUGUUGACCUCAGCUUCGGGAACUCAUAUGGCUUCACGCACACCAAUGUUUACGGUACACACGUUCUGUUGGAGAGUGCCAAGAAGGUUGGCAUCAAGCGCUUCAUCCACAUAUCGACAGACGAAGUGUACGGCGAGGUCAAGGACGAUGACGAUGAUUUGUUGGAGAGCAGCAUAUUGGCCCCUACCAACCCUUACGCCGCGAGCAAGGCGGCAGCCGAGAUGCUGGUCCACUCAUACCAAAAAAGUUUCAAGCUCCCCGUCAUCAUCGUGAGAAGCAACAACGUCUAUGGUCCCCAUCAGUACCCAGAAAAGAUCAUACCAAAAUUCGCAUGCCUGCUGCACCGGGGCAAACCGGUAGUGCUACACGGCGACGGCUCACCGACACGACGGUACCUGUAUGCCGGCGACGCGGCCGACGCCUUUGACACGAUCCUCCAUAGGGGGCAGCUGGGGCAGAUCUACAACGUUGGGUCGUACGACGAGAUCAGUAACCUGUCGCUGUGCGGGAAGCUCCUGACCAAGAUGGGCCUGGCCCAUGAGACGGCCGACGAGUUCCGGCGCUGGGUGAAAUACACGCAUGACCGCCCAUUCAACGACCACCGCUACGCCGUUGACGGCACCAAGCUACGGCAGCUCGGUUGGGAGCAGAAGACAAGCUUCGAGGACGGACUUCACGUCACGGUUGAGUGGUAUCGCGCCUUCGGUGAGCAGUGGUGGGGCGACAUCAGCAAGGUUCUCAGCCCUUUCCCCGUUGUCGCCGGGUCUGAAGUCCUCUCGGACAAAGAGCCCGUCUCUGACAACCCCCAGCCUGCGCUGGGGGAGGAUGCUCCGGCCAAGAAGCGCAAACUCUGAUGCAAACCAAGUUGCACACGUUCUCGGUGCAAGACUCGCC